CGUUCCCUGGACAACGCAACGCCAAACAACCGAGGGAACCCAGCGACACCUCAGGUUAACUACGGCUAAUUACUCGCUCAUGGUGACUGUGCAAAUAAUCUAAUUUUAAGUUAAUUAAACAUAAGUUGAUUACUAAUUAGAAAGCGUUAAGUUAAGAGUUAAGUCAAGAAGGCGGGAAUCGACGAAAAGCACCGCAAACAUGAGUCGUAACUGGACGUACAACCAGCAGCAGAGGUUGAUGUCUCAGCGCCAGAGUCAGGAGCAGCACAGGCAGCAGGAGGUCAGGCGUGUGGACAGAGAGCGGCAGCUGCAGGCCAGUCUGCGGGGCCAGGAGAGCUCCGAGAGGAAGAGACACCUGCGACAGGUGCAGGAGGAGCUCAGGGAGAGAGAAAUGGAGAGCGCUAUGCUGAAGGCAGAGGAAGAGAGAAUAAACAGACAAAAGCAACUUGAACAAGAGGAGAGAAUGGCUAAAGAGCUGGCCCGCAUCAACUAUGAGGCGCAAAGAGAAGAGAAAAUGAGGCAGUAUAUUAAAGAGAACAGCAUGGAGCUUCGAGAGUUGGAGUCAAAGCUGAAGUCUGCAUAUCUGAAUAAGGAAAGAGCUGCACAGAUUGCUGAGCAGGAAGCUACGAGGUUUGAGACAAUGCGCGAGGAGGCAGACUUUGCUCGCAAGAUGAAGGGUGAACGUGAGCGAACAGCCGUUGAGCAGCAGAGGCUGGAGCAGAAACGCCACGAGGAGCUGGUGCAGUAUCAGAGAGAGCUGGAGCAGCAGCUGAUGGACCGGGAGCGCAAGAGACAAGAGGCGUACGAGGAGUUCCUCAAAGAGAAGCUCCUGGUUGAUGAGAUUAUCAGGAAGAUUUAUGAAGAGGAUCAGAUGGAGAGACAGCUGAAACUGGAGAAAGUCAGAGCCACUCAGCAGCACAUUGAAGAAUUCAAGAGACAGCAGGCCGAGUGGAGACGCAUGGAGCAAGAAAAGAUUGAGGCUGAGAACAGACGCAUCAAGGAGUUUGCGAGCCAACAAGAGCACAUGGAGGAGACCAGAAUGGCUAAGAUCAGAGAGAGAGAAGAAGCAAAGGAGCAUCUUCAUAAAAUACUGUCUGACAAGAUUGAAGAGGAGAGGCAGCAGCGUGAAGAGAUGGAGCAAAUCCGUGAGGAACUUUAUUUAGAAGAACAAGAAGAGGCCAACAGGCAGAGAGAAAUUGAAGAGAUGGAGAAGAAAAUCCGACAGAGGCUGAUGAUGCAGCGGACCUGCCAGGAGCAGAUGGCUUUCAAAGAGAUCCGGAGGCAGGCGGAGAAAGAGGAGGAGGAGGCCUUCAGGAAAAUGAUGAUGGCUAAGUUUGCAGAGGACGAUCGUAUAGAGCAGAUGAACGCCCAGAAACGACGCAUGAAGCAACUUGAGCACAAACGGGAGGUGGAGAAACUGAUAGAAGACAGAGGACGGCAGCGUGAGGCAGACAUGGAACUGGAGGCUAAAGAAAGAGCGAUUGAGCAGGAGAGGGAGGCGCUGCGUCGACAGAUAGUUGAAGAAGAGAGGCAGCGACUUCUUAAACGUCACGCAACAAAACUCCUUGGAUAUCUUCCAAAGGGCUUACUCCGUGAAGAUGACCUGGAGCACUUUGAUGAAGACUUCAGAAAAAACUUCAAAACACGUCAAGCAGAUAUCUUCUCUGAAGACGGCUGGGAUGGGGAUGAUUAGAUGUUUGGAAUUGCACACCAUGCUAGUUGGCAGUUUAAGGUUACAGUGAACUAAGUAGUAUUUUUGGUGUGAUAGCACUUUAGCAUUCAGUAACAACACAAUGAUUUAGAGACAUCGUUUUAUUAGGACUGUGCUGAUCUUAAUUAAAAUCAUUCCAGAAAAGAUCUGAGGUUGUCUGGUGGCUAAAUGUGAUAAUAAUUAGGAGACAAAUGUUGAAUUCAAACUCUAAACUUUUUUAUUGUCAUACUGAUCACAUUCUGAAAGACAGUUAACUGAUGUCUUUGACUCUUCGUCUAUGACUUCCCCCAGUCUAGAGCUUUCAUGAACUCGUCUUCUGUGAACGACAGCAGCUUGGCAGCUUCAAAAUGCAUCUGCACAAAAACAAAAGUUAGUUCAUAUUUUGAUUAAAAACUCUGAACAGGGAUUGUGUUAGCAGGGUACAGCAGAGGCACUUACCUUUUGUCUUUUGAGAACGUCAAUCAGUUUGAGCUGUUUCUUGAAACCCACGAUUAGCUCUGCUUUCUGUUUUUUUAGCAUUUUGUUUUCAGCAAUAAGAUUUUCUUUACUCUGAUGUUCCUCGCUUUUCUUGUCCUUAUUCAAAAGAAUUUAAAAGACUGGAAUUAGUAGAAAUUAAGCAGAACCUUAGAUGUGUGCAGCUUAAGGUCAAAACAUGUUGAAAGUCAGUUGUAGUUGGUGCUUUAUGUAACUUUAUGGCACUUUAUGACUGAAGUUACUGAGCUCUUUGUUUUUAAUGUCACUGUAGUCAAUCUUUUAUCUAUGUAAAGGGCAUUAUCUUUUGUUUAAGAUGGUAUUACAUUAUCUUACUUCAAAAACGGCUAUACUAAGAUAAUCACAACUACAUGGCUUAAUUAAAUGACCCUGUAACACAUUUAGCUGCUAUGGCCUCUACAAGUAGAAUGUUUAUUCUCAAAUAAAGAUUCAGUUCUUUGUGA
Molecule: messenger RNA, 2646 nt
Organism: Dicentrarchus labrax (European seabass)
Lineage: Eukaryota; Metazoa; Chordata; Actinopteri; Moronidae
Gene: mns1
Product: meiosis-specific nuclear structural 1
Exons: 10
Coding region: 200-1693 (497 amino acids)
Biological process (GO): cilium organization
Cellular component (GO): motile cilium
Source: RefSeq, a predicted model, not a curated record